AUGGCUGUAGACGCGCUCCACCUUCGCAAGACCUCACUCUCCCUCGCUGUCGAACCGCCAUCACCACCGCCACGUCAGCCUCCGGCUCAGCCCAAGCACUCGGCUCACGUUAGAGGCGGCGGAGCCAAGGAGGCGCAUUUUAGAGGCGUGCGCAAAAGGCCGUGGGGCCGAUUCGCCGCUGAGAUUCGCGAUCCGUGGAAGAAGACUCGGAAAUGGCUCGGCACCUUCGACACCGCCGAGGAGGCGGCUCUUGCGUACGACGAAGCCGCUCGUAGCCUCCGCGGUCCGAAAGCCAAGACUAACUUCGGAGCUCCGGCUUCAGCUUUGCCUCACACGCUUGUGAUCGGAGGUGGAUCCGAGAUUUUCUGGACUCCGCCGCCGAUGUACUUCAUGGGCGGAGCUCCGUCGGGGGCUCCGGUGAGGUCGGAGUACAAGGGGUACAAGCUCGAGAAUGUGGACCUAGUGGUGAGCGAGCAGGAGAAGAAGAUGAGGAAAGAGAAGAAACCGUUCUUGUUCGAUCUGAAUCUGCCGGCGCCGCUGUUCUGA
Molecule: messenger RNA, 546 nt
Organism: Prunus armeniaca (apricot)
Lineage: Eukaryota; Viridiplantae; Streptophyta; Magnoliopsida; Rosales; Rosaceae
Source: the annotation of a GenBank genome assembly